Messenger RNA from Fusarium venenatum, 189 nucleotides. The record is from RefSeq and is a predicted model, not a curated record. NCBI's taxonomy places the organism in Eukaryota, Fungi, Ascomycota, Sordariomycetes, Hypocreales, Nectriaceae.
AUGACUUCAGCGGCAUCAACCAAGAAGAAGCGUGCUACGAUAAGAUCGUGUAGCCCAUCUUCUCCCCCAGGCCAGAAACGCGGUCGUAGCGGAGACCGGGUGCCGUCGGGGCUUGAGGAUGCUUUGGAUGUCUAUAAGCCUCAGAUGACUGCUCCUGUUUCCGUAUUGUCAGCCGCUUCCGCCGAAUAA